Molecule: messenger RNA, 6011 nt
Organism: Anguilla rostrata (American eel)
Lineage: Eukaryota; Metazoa; Chordata; Actinopteri; Anguilliformes; Anguillidae
Product: adenylate cyclase type 3-like
Exons: 20
Coding region: 1507-4842 (1111 amino acids)
Biological process (GO): cAMP biosynthetic process; adenylate cyclase-activating G protein-coupled receptor signaling pathway; intracellular signal transduction
Cellular component (GO): plasma membrane
Molecular function (GO): adenylate cyclase activity
Source: RefSeq, a predicted model, not a curated record
UUGGAAGAGAUAGGGUGGAGAUCAAGGCGAAAGCCGUUGUGGUUAAAUAUCAGAUGGCAAUGCUGCCUGCACCGGCGCAUAUUAUUUUACAGCUGAUAUCAGUACAGUAUGCGAAAAGAAGUGGCUGAAACUCACAAGUGCGGACAAUGAGGAUGCGGGAUGUGUUUUCUGAAGCCUCCUUUGGAAAGCGGAUGUUAUGUGCUUAACCGUGUCUGGAGGAUAUUUCUUUGAAGAAAUUUGGAGAGAAAUCACUGCGUGAAGAGGGGAACCCGUCGGCUGAUGCAGGAUAGUUUGAAAACUUGGCUGAAUUAUAGCACAUUUGUAUUCAUAUUUGAAUGAGCAAGCCACAUGUUAUCGUUACUUUAUAUUAUGAUACAAUUGCGGUUACGCCUGAAUACAACCUAAAAACGGGCCGGAUGGUUUGAAAAUUAUGAGAAGAUUGCGGGAGCUAUGGACCAGUGGUUACAUGCAACUGAGAGAACAUUGCGAUUUAUUUACUAUUUUAAUGUUCCUUUAAUAUUCUUUAUAUAAUUUACAAGUUUGCGGUGAAAUUAAAAUUUCACAUAACAACAAUGCAACAAGUAUUUCCAGUUGGUAUUCUGAGGAAUUAAUACCUCGCUCAUGGCAAGGAUUGGAAGCAGAGAGUGCUUCGCUGAUUUAAAUGAUUUCAGAGGAACUGAUUAAUAUAAGCGCUACGCAACGAGAAAAAACGUUUCCUUAAUGGUUAUAUUUUUACAUUUGUUAAAUUAUUAAUUUUUAAAUUUUUAUAUUAUUGUAUUGUCACUCUUAAAUUUAAUAUCACUGUAUUGUCAGCGACUGCCGGCACCUUAUUACCCAGAGAAUCUAAAAUAAUAAAUAAUCGCAUUGUUUCUUGCACUCAAUGUUCUUAGUCUGUUGGAGAUUUUACCAUGGAAACAGAAGCGAAGCUGGUGACUGCUACGGUAGGCUACAUGACUUCCGAGGGUGUCUGCCGCAGCUACACAGUUUAGAAAAUAUCCUUAAUCACAUAGUACUGCCUUCUAAAUUGAUGUUUUGCAACAGUGGACAUCUGUAGAUGGCAAUCUGUUUAAAAUGUUAUUGACUCGUUUAUGAAUAAGUCCUUCUCUUGCUUUUGGACCCUUACAGAAAUUACAUAGACGUGCAUUUAUGUAUUUAUUACGUAAUAAGAAAGCAAUAGCAUUUAAUGAACUGUAACUGUCACCCCUUGGCCUCGUCUAAGUGUAUUAAAACUUCAUUAUGUUAUGUAGGCAAGUUCUAAAGUUUUAUGAGAGACAUUAGAGGGCAUUCCUGUUUGAACAUGCAAACAUGAUACAAAGCACAUGUGAUGAACUGGUUGAAAGCUGUCUAGUGUAUCUGGAUUGAAGGACUCUACAAAGCUGGAGUGAGGGAAUUGGCUUGUUCUCAGGGGAAGACGUGGUCUACUGGAGGAAGAGGAGGGCAGUUUUAGUCCACAAGAGCCCUAACUAGGCCCCUUUUUUGAGGGGGGUAAAAGGAAGAACGCUGGCAAUGCCUCAGAACCAGGCUUUCUCAGACCCGGAAUAUUCCGCGGAGCACUCAGCGGACCACUCAGUGACGCUGCCCUCAGACUUGGGACAGGCGGCGGGCCGCACGCACGAAGUGACGGUGCGCAGCUCUGGGUACUGCCUGUGCCUGCCGCGUUUCCUGCGGCUCACCUUUGUACCCGAGUCACUCGAGAAACUCUACCAGACCUACUUCAGGCGGCAACGGCAUGACACCCUGCUGGUCCUGGUGGUGUUUGCUGCACUAUUCGAUUGCUAUGUCAUUAUCAUGUGCGCGGUGGUGUACACUCACGACAAGCUGGCUACAACGGUGGUGGGAGCUGUGGGGCUUGCGGCUCAGAUCCUGCUCUACGUGCUGUGCCGCUUCAACUACCUGCCCAACCACAUGGCCCGCAGAAUGGUGCCCUACAUCCUCUGGUUGCUCAUCACUCUUCAGAUCUUGUGCUACAUGGGCCUGAACUUUGCUGGCUACCACCAGGCCGGUGAUACAGUUGGCUGGCAGACCUUCUUCAUCUUCUCCUUCUUCCUGACGCUGCCACUUGGGCUCCUGCCCGUCAUCAUCCUCACUGUGCUGUCGUGCGGCAUGUAUACUCUGGUGCUGGGGGUCACUGUUUCUCAGCAGGGGAAUGUACAUGGGGCACUCUUGUGCAGACAGCUCCUGGCCAACAUAAUGAUUUAUCUGUGCGCUAUCAUUGUGGGCAUCAUAUCCUACUUCAUGGCUGACCGCAAGCACCGCAAGGCCUUUCUGGAAGCACGGCAAUCUCUGGAAGUGAAGAUAAAUCUGGAGGAGCAGGGCCAACAGCAGGAGGAGCUGUUACUGUCCAUCCUGCCCAAGCACAUUGCGGAUGAGAUGCUGCAAGGAAUGAAGAAAGAGGCCAACCAGAACGAGAUGCAGCAGUUUAACACCAUGUACAUGUACCGCCACGAGAAUGUCAGUAUCCUGUUUGCUGACAUUGUGGGUUUCACCCAGCUGUCUUCAUCCUGUAGUGCACAGGAGUUGGUCAAGCUGCUCAACGAGUUGUUCGCUCGCUUUGACAAGCUGGCUGCUAAAUACCACCAGCUGAGGAUUAAGAUCCUGGGAGACUGUUACUACUGUAUCUGUGGGCUGCCAGACUACCGUGAGGAUCACGCAGCCUGCUCCAUCAUGAUGGGUCUGGCCAUGGUAGAGGCCAUCUCGUACGUGCGUGAAAAGACUCAGACGGAGGUGGACAUGCGUGUGGGGGUGCACACGGGCACCGUGCUGGGAGGAGUCCUGGGGCAGAAGCGCUGGCAGUACGAUGUGUGGUCCACUGACGUCACCGUCGCGAACAAGAUGGAGGCAGGGGGGCUCCCAGGACGGGUCCACAUCUCUCAGAGCACCAUGGAUAGCCUGCAUGGGGAAUUUGAGGUGGAGCCAGGUAAUGGGGGCGAGCGUUGUGAAUACUUGAAGGAGAAGGGCUAUGAGACCUACCUAGUGGUUGUGUCCAAGGAUGGACUAAAAGGUCUGCUGUCUAUUGAAUCACCCUCUCGAAACUCUCCAGCAUUGAUAAAUACUACAGAAUGCAAUGGGAGCACAGCCUGCACACCACCACCACCAGAGGAACCUGAGGAACUCGACACACAGGUGGUGAACCCCUCCUUUCCGAACCGCCGGCAUCAGCUUCGACUGCGUAGCCUGGCAGAGAGGGUGGUCAAUGCUCAGGAGGAUGAGCUGGAGCUAAACAAACUGCUGAACGAGGCCCUGCUGGAGCGGGAGACUGUGCAGGCUCUCAAAGAGAAGCACACAAAUUCUCUGUCCCUGCGUUUUAUGGAUCCAGAGCUGGAGAUGCGCUACUCGGUGGAGAAGGAGAAGCAGACUGGAGCUGCAUUCAGCUGCUCUUGUGUAGUCCUAUUGUUCACCGCUGCCAUGGAGACCUUCAUUGAUCCACAGCUAACCGUAAAUUAUGUGACACUUCUUGUUGGGGAAAUCUUGUUACUUAUUCUCACUAUUUGCUCAAUGGCAGCCAUCUUUCCCAAGAUGUUUCCCAAGAAGCUGGUUUCCUUCUCUGUUUGGAUUGAUCAAACACGCUGGGCCCGCAAUACAUGGGCCAUGGCAGCCAUCUUUGUCCUGACCAUGGCUGACAUCGUGGACAUGCUAAGCUGCCUGCAGCCCCCUUUCUUACUGAGGAACAGCAGCAGCAAUAUGGAGCUUUUUCUAGGCCCGCCAGAAGGAGAGGGGGGCUGUGUGGAUAACCCCAAAUACUACAGCUACAUAACUGUGCUGGCACUCGUAGCGACCACCAUGCUGGUGCAGGUCAGUCACAUGGUCAAGCUCACCCUCAUGCUGCUCAUCACCCUGUCUAUUGGUGUGAUCAACAUCUACAGCUGGUGGGACCUCUUUGACCAAUAUGACCGUGUCCGCUUUAAGGAAUACACGCCUUAUAUCGUUCCUUCAAAGUACUCCAUGACUGUAAUGAUCAUCAUUAUGAUGUUCGGCUUCUACUAUUUUGCCCGCCACAUUGAGAAGCUAGCACGCACUCUUUUUCUGUGGAAGAUUGAAGUGCAUGACCAGAAGGAUAAGGUUUCUGAGAUGAGGCGUUGGAAUGAAGCGCUGGUCACAAACAUGCUGCCGGAACAUGUUGCUCGACAUUUUCUGGGAUCAAAGAAAAGGGAUGAGGAACUCUACAGCCAGUCCUAUGAUGAGAUUGGGGUAAUGUUCGCCUCCAUACCAAACUUCUCCGACUUCUACACAGAGGAGAGCAUCAACAAUGGUGGCAUCGAAUGUCUCAGGUUCCUUAAUGAGAUCAUCUCCGACUUUGACAGCCUCCUGGAUUUGCCUCAGUUCCGCUGCAUUACCAAGAUCAAAACCAUUGGAAGCACUUACAUGGCAGCAUCAGGUGUCACACCUGAAGCGAACACAAAUGGAUACAAGAAGGAUGAGAUGUCAGACCGGGAGAGAUGGCAGCACCUUGCAGACCUGGCCGACUUUGCCCUGGCCAUGAAGGUCACUCUCACGAACAUCAACUGCCAGUCCUUCAACAACUUCAUGCUCCGCAUUGGGCUCAACAAGGGUGCAGUGUUGGCCGGAGUAAUCGGGGCACGGAAACCCCACUAUGACAUCUGGGGAAACAGCGUCAAUGUGGCCAGUCGUAUGGAGUCAACAGGAGUCAUGGGCAACAUCCAGGUGGUGGAGGAAUGCUAUAUUGUCCUGAAGGAGUAUGGAUUCCGUUUUGUGAGGCGAGGGCCCAUCUUUGUGAAGGGAAAAGGGCAGCUCCUGACGUUCUUCAUGAAGGGGCGGGACAAACAGGGCUCUUUCAUCAACGGCUCUGCUGUCAACCUGCCCCACCAGGUGGCUGACUCCUAACCCUAACACACUGACAAUUUGUUUGUCACACACUGACACACCGCUUUUCACACAUUGACCUGCCCUCAGACACACACUGAUACACCCUCUGUCACAAACGCCUUCUUUCAUACUCAAACACAAACUCACAUGCCCAUCUUCUCUUGAUCUCAUGCUCCCUGGCACACAUAUGCUUUAUGCACACUUGAAAAAUCAAAGAUGCACAAAUACAUAAGAUGAACUACACAUAGGUGAGUUUUAGUGCUACACUUCCAUACUGCAGAAACAUUUUUGACUGCUUUUCUCAGAUUCUGCUCAGUACAAAGAAAAAUGACAGCAAAAAGCCUGCAGGCUGCCUCAGCUCUCCGUGUGGAAUUAUACAACCUAAAGGCUAGUGUGUAUGUGUGUGUGUGUGUGUGUGUGCUUGCGUGCGUGCAUGGUUGUGUGUGUGUGUGUCUGUGCGUUUGUGCAUGAAUGAGGUAUGUUUACCUGUGGGGUGGUGUUGCAGAGGCAGGUCUGACACCUUAGACUAAAGUCCUCUUCCUCAGUGUCCUUCCUCUGUGACAUGGAUGAAAGUGCAAUAUUUAAAUCCCACUCAGUAAACUCUCACCCCCACCUCUCCUGCCUGUCCUCCUUGCAAAGUACUAAAGCACACUUUUGCCUACAAGGCAUAUUUUUAUACUCCGAUUGUAACAUGCUUUUUGUUCAAGUAGGAAAAUGUUCUGAAAUAAUGUAUAAAGGUCCAAUACAUAACCAUGUGUGUACCAUUUUUCAUCGCUUUCAUUCAGAUAACUUCAGGGAUAGUAGAGAAAGAAUAGCUAAGCUAUACAAUAUUUUAGACCAGGACCAGUGUCAAAAGCACUGGAAUCAGAAAGUAGACAUUUUUGAUCCAUUCUUCAAAUGGUGAAAUGGUGAAAUCAGAUAUCCAGCCUUCACUAACAAUGUUGUUUCCGACUAUUCCUUUUGAUAUCUGCUCUUAGGACAAUGUCAUCUCACACCAUACUGUCUCUCCCCCUUUUUGUAUAAUGCCUGGAAUCAGGAUGUAGAUAUGUGGGCAGAGGCCACACAGCCUUUGAUGUUAAUCUCUCAAGCCCUUAAACUCAGGAUUGGGGAACUGUGAAUAAUGUUGUUCAAAUAAUUUAUUUGUUCUUUGAAUUCUUUGAUUAAAACUUUUUAAAUGUGAUACACCA